Molecule: messenger RNA, 753 nt
Organism: Melitaea cinxia (Glanville fritillary)
Lineage: Eukaryota; Metazoa; Arthropoda; Insecta; Lepidoptera; Nymphalidae
Exons: 2
Coding region: 1-753 (250 amino acids)
Source: RefSeq, a predicted model, not a curated record
AUGAAGCCACACUCCAAUCGCACUACAGAAAAACUUCACGGUUUAUUUUUAGUACUCUGUGUCGUACAUGCAGACUUGAAUCCUCAAAACAAGGACAAUUUCCAUAAAAUUACAAAUUUCACUUUCAAGAAUUACAUCGAAAAGUUUAAACCGAGUCAUAUUUGGAGAGAUAUCGAGGAAAACAACAAACGCAAUGGAGUCAACAAGACGUUGAAAGACGAAUUCGAAAAAAUAUUUAGUCGUAUUGAUGAAAGCGAAGAACUCUUGAAUUUGAAAGUUAAAAAUGGCGAUCCUAAAAUACUGAUGCGAAGAGAUGGCAGACGAUGGAAGCCGCCAGGGGAUAUAGUUAAGAGUAGAUUCGACCCUUUCAGUUUGAGACACAGGUUUUUUGAAUUAAUGAAACAAGCGAUAUAUCAAGCAAGAAAUAAAAUGGUAAUAAUGCAAGACAUGAGGGAGAAAUAUAACAAAGUUUCAGUGUACAAAAUGGGGUUCCUAAUAAGUAAAACAGACACAGCUUGUAAGACAUUUGCGAAAUUUGCCUACAAAGCAUUCAGGGCGUGUAGUAUCGCUAGACAAAACAGUUAUUCGCAUUAUUAUCUAAUAGACAUACUGGAAGCAAAUGAGAGACUUUUGGAUUUGUGGUUCGAUGUGGAUCUCCUAAUUGAUUUGAUAAACGUUAAUCACGAAAACUGUCUGCGGAUGAUGAACCAAGUUCUAACAAAUAGGAAACAUGCGUGGAAGUUUGUUGACUGA